AAAUUAUCCAUGGUCUGCUGGUUGUCUUCUUCUAUGCCUAUAAAACCGCACAGAGUCGAGAUUGGAUCUGUUCACGGUGGUCCAGAGGCGAAAACCAUGGCGAUCGCCCUCCGCUUCCUCUCCGUCGCCACCUUCCUCUUCCUGCUGACCUCCUCGGCCGUUGCGUCCGCUGGAGUUCACGAUCUCCUCAAGAAGUUCGGCCUCCCCAAGGGCCUCCUUCCCCAUUCGGCCAAGAACUACUCCCUCGCCCAGGACGGUUCCUUCGUGGUCCGGUUCAAGCACCCAUGCUAUGUCAUGUUCACCGACGACCUCGUCUACUACGAAGAUACAAUUACCGGGCAUAUCUCGUACGGCUCCCUCUCCGGGAUCAAAGGCAUCCAGGUCGAGAAGCUCUUCGUCUGGCUCCCCAUCUCCAGCUUCAUUGCCGUCGCCGACGCGGACUCGAAAGCCAUCCAGGUCAACAUGGGCUUCCUCACCGAGACCAUCCCGUGGAAGAAGUUCAAGGAGAUCCGCGAUUGCCGGAAGAAGCGGCUGCAGAUGGCCUCCAACCGCCGCAACGCCGAUCUCUUAUCUGACGAACUGUUUGCAGCUGCUGAGGUUUAAACUGGAAGCAAUUUGGAGGUCUUAUGCUGCAGCUUAAUUUUCCAUUAUGUGUGUGCAAUAAUAAUAAUCUAGCAAUAUCUUCGGUAUAAAUGCAUCGUCCAGCUGCGUCAGUCAGGGCCCUGCGAGCUCAUUCCAUUGCCUUGGGUUCAUGGCUCUCACAGUCUGUCACAAAUGAAGGGAGACCCUAUUUAUAUCUAUUUGGUAAAAGACGAAAUCUGAACAACUGUUUCGUAGUCUUUGUGAGGAUUUGACUUUUACUGUCAUGUGAUAAAUAACUCUCGGUAGUCCUAUUUA
Molecule: messenger RNA, 897 nt
Organism: Zingiber officinale
Lineage: Eukaryota; Viridiplantae; Streptophyta; Magnoliopsida; Zingiberales; Zingiberaceae
Exons: 2
Coding region: 10-603 (197 amino acids)
Source: RefSeq, a predicted model, not a curated record